Exophiala bonariae is the source of this 309-nucleotide messenger RNA. RefSeq lists its product as uncharacterized. The transcript has a single exon. NCBI's taxonomy places the organism in Eukaryota, Fungi, Ascomycota, Eurotiomycetes, Chaetothyriales, Herpotrichiellaceae. The record is from RefSeq and is a predicted model, not a curated record. The coding region runs from base 1 to 309 and encodes 102 amino acids.
AUGUCUUCUCCAGUCAACAGCUUCCUUUCACUCAUCCCAACCCUUCAUCGGGUCGCUGUUAUCGCUCCCUUUUCCAACACCGAGAGCGAUGAGUCUGUCGUACCUGUAGUCCAAAAGGCUCGCCGCUCUUCAUCGACUGCCACCGCUGACUCCAACACUGCCGAUGAGCCCACUCUGCCAUCUGAGACCGAGAUCGUUGCAUCUCCCACCGAGGAUGUCAACGUCGAAGUCGCUGUUGCCGAAGAGGCCGAGCAACCAGUCGCCGUCCAGAAAAUUGGUCUUCAUCAGUUCCUGAAGCUUGGCAACUAG